AUGGGGAAGCCGUUUCAAAGAGUUCAUGCCUCUAUAGUAGGCAAGUUCGAAAACGGUGUCGGUGAAAAGAUCCCACAGUGGAUACGGGCAAAUGGAGGACAGUUCUCAAGAGAUGUGAACCCGCGAAUUACCCAUCUCAUCGCCACAAAGGAGGCGUUCAAAAGCAAUGCAGUUCCAGUGGAAAAUGCCAAGAGGCUCAGCACCGUCAAGAUCGUCUCAUACGAUUGGCUUGAAGACUCGUUGUUGUCAAACACCCGCCGACCAAAGCCUGAAGGGCCAUAUCUUCUAAAGAAUCUGAUGAAGCCCGAGAAGAAGGAAGCCCAAAGGAAGAAGGUCACACUGAAGUCCUCAAAGGUGGUCAAGGAGGCCAAAGGGAAUAUUCCAAAGCGUCGGAUAGCUGAUCCUUUCCUCGCCACGAAGGGCAAACGAAAGCCCGUGCGUCAGGUGUACCAGGACAGAAAGACAAACGUGGUUUAUAGUAUCACCUUGUUCCGCCCAUCGAAACCACCGGUCAUUAGCAGAGAAAAGUACCAACUGACUCUUUUCGAGUCCAUCGUCGAACCACACACUUACUCCACCUACGCAAAAUUCAGCCGCAUUGGCACAUCCAAUGUCGAACUUCUGGCAGGACCGAGGUGCAAGCUCGAGCUUGCAGUGGAAAAAUUCAAGCAGUUCUUCAAGGAGCAGACUAACAAGGAAUGGGACGAAAAGGCAAACGGGAAGAUGCCACCCCCAAAGAAAGACGUGGACGGAAAUAGCUUGCCUGCUCACGAGGGCUGGUUUUAUCUUGAGGAAAAGACGACUAUCCUCGGUGCAUUCCUCAGGGAAUCCCAGAGCACAGGUUGUGGGGAAUCGACUAGCCGCAUCGCCUCCGAUGGUAUCAGGGAGAAUGAUGUCAAAAAUGGUGCCAAGGACAGUAAGGAGGGCAAGAUGGCAAAUCACCAAGUUAAAGAUGGGGGCGAAAACGGAUCUGAAGCUGAUGAGGAGGAUGAAGAGGAGGAAAUGGAUAAGUAG
This is a messenger RNA of Penicillium hordei, 1014 nucleotides long. Its product is annotated as BRCT domain protein. The record is from RefSeq and is a predicted model, not a curated record. The transcript is spliced from 5 exons. The coding region runs from base 1 to 1014 and encodes 337 amino acids. Lineage: Eukaryota; Fungi; Ascomycota; Eurotiomycetes; Eurotiales; Aspergillaceae.